Molecule: messenger RNA, 1149 nt
Organism: Lytechinus pictus (painted urchin)
Lineage: Eukaryota; Metazoa; Echinodermata; Echinoidea; Temnopleuroida; Toxopneustidae
Product: aqualysin-1-like
Exons: 8
Coding region: 1-1149 (382 amino acids)
Biological process (GO): proteolysis
Molecular function (GO): serine-type endopeptidase activity
Source: RefSeq, a predicted model, not a curated record
AUGAAGCAGAUUUUCAUGAUUUUGACAGCUUUUGUGGCAUUUUCGACGGCUAAAAAGAAUGCGACAUUUUACGAGGUGGAAGAACCGAUUCAAGAUCGCUAUAUAGUCGUUAUGCAGCCUGGAUAUGACAUGUCCCCAAUCAAGAAACUUAUCCUUGGGGAUCGUUCUGGUAUCUUCACCGAUGCAGCUAUCAAACACACCUACUUUAAGACCAUUCGAGGAUUCUCAGUUAAACUGCCGAAAAGAGGACUUGAAAAGCUGCUAGCUAGAGAGGAGAUCAAGUACAUUGUCCAGGAUAGUGUUGUCCGAAUGUCCUCAGUAUCCUCAUGGGGCUUGGACCGUGUAGAUCAGAAGGACCUUCCUCUUGACGGAAAAGCAGAUUACACAGGUGAUGGCACAGGUGUUAAUGUUUAUAUCGUUGAUACUGGUAUCUAUCCUGGUAGUCUCUACUUCAAUGGUCGGGCCGAAGUUGCCUUUGAUUCGAUAGAAGAGCAUCAGGGUCCCGCUUACGGUAUCGACUGCAAUGGUCAUGGUACUCAUUGUGCAGGGACGAUAGGAGGAGAUUUGUUUGGAGUGGCACCUGGUGUUAAACUCUACGGGGUUCGUGUUCUAGACUGUGAAGGAAAUGGAAACACGGCUAAUGUCCUUGCAGGUCUUGAAUACGUAGCGAAUUCUGCCAACUCACCUGCCGUUGCUUCUAUGUCUCUUGGUGGUAAAUCCAAUCCAGCUAUAGAUGAAGCUGUGGAGGGUAUCAUCAAGGCUGGAGUAACAGUGGUGGCGGCUGCUGGAAACUCGAACAAGGAUGCGUGUUCUUAUUCCCCUGCUAGAGUUAAAGAGGCGAUUACGGUAGGUGCUACAGGUUCAAACGAUAAGAAGGCACAUUUCUCCAACUCCGGUGAAUGCAUCGACAUCUUCGCUCCGGGGGUUGCUAUUCCUAGUGUUGGGAUUGGCGGUGUAGAAGACUCCAUUAUACUUGAUGGCACAUCUAUGGCCUGCCCACAUGUUGCAGGUGCUGCAGCAAUAUCUAUCGGAAACGCUAAUGGAAUGGCACCAUCAGAUGUCAAGACCAAGAUUGAAAAUGAAGCCACCGAAGGAAAGAUAACCGGCAUCUCACCCGAUACUCCUAACCGGCUACUCUUCAUACCUUAG